Messenger RNA from Prosopis cineraria, 3423 nucleotides. Its product is annotated as probable RNA-dependent RNA polymerase 3. NCBI's taxonomy places the organism in Eukaryota, Viridiplantae, Streptophyta, Magnoliopsida, Fabales, Fabaceae. Bases 281 to 3199 code for a protein of 972 amino acids. Gene Ontology annotation, molecular function: RNA-directed RNA polymerase activity. The transcript has 19 exons. The record is from RefSeq and is a predicted model, not a curated record. Gene Ontology annotation, biological process: siRNA processing. Gene Ontology annotation, cellular component: nuclear RNA-directed RNA polymerase complex.
UUGGCAAAGGAGUGAAUACGAUUGGCGAAAAAUGAAAGUGUGAUGCUGUUCUCUGCUCUGUGCUGAUUGUACUCGGCACUAGGCCCCUAGGCAACCUUUCCAAGUUCCAACGGCACUUUAUUCAAAAUAAACCCCUUUGGUCCUACAGUGCGUGCGUCGGCAUGUAUCUUUUUAUAUACAUAUCCGCUUUCACCGGCGAGCGGGAAGCGUCUGGGGAUCAUUUCAUCUUUCUGUGUCAGCACUUGGGCUUGAGCCUUCGUUCAAGUUUGGCCGUUUGCCAAUGAUCAAUCCCACGGAGUAUGUGGCUCUUUCUGACUCAGUAGAGCGGCUCUUGGACAGUAUAUGCAGAGAGCAGAAUCAGGCCCCUCCUAGCCCCCAAGUAAGACGCGAACUCGCGAGCGUCGGAGAGGAGUUGGCUCUUGAUAUUUUGACUCGAAUUUCACUCACCAAGGUUCGGCAUAGUCUCGCUUCGUUCAUUAUCUUCAUGAUUCGGUCUCCCAAGAAAGUCACUAGUCGCUCACCAAAUGCUAUUAGAGGCUUUGCUACCAAUACGCUCUUGAACACCCAAGGUCGAAGCACUAACGGAGCUGCUACCCCGACUCCCAUGGAAGAGCAUCCAGGAAGUACCUCACCAGCAAUGAGUCCAGAAUUGGUGGCCCUGGGAGAAUUGGAAUUCAGAAAGGCAUUCCUGCUGUUAAGCUAUAUUGGAGAAGAGAGUCUUGAACGGGCCAUAACGGCGGACAAGAUUAGGAGUCUUAAAAUGUUGCCAAUGUGUAAGUUUGAGGAAGAAAUAUGGCAAGCCGCGGGCAGAAGAUAUAUCUCCCCUAACGAUCGACGAUUGUAUCAUGGUUGGGAUUCAGGGAAGCCGUAUGUCUAUCACUGUCAUAUAUCUCAACGUGGGAGUUUAAAGUUCAAGGGCCCCUUGUUCCAAGAAGCUAGAACACAUUUACAAAAAUCACUUGGUGAUGAUAAUGUGAUUGUUGUAAACUUUGCUGAGGAAAGGAAUGGGUACUGUCGGACUAGUGUUGAGGAAGCAUAUGCUCUCUACAAUAAAUUUGGAAGAGAGGGAAUUUGUGUUGGUCUUCGCCUCUACCGGUUUUUUGUUUUUAAAGAUGGCGGAAAGGAAGAGAAAAAGAAGGACCCAACAUCAUCAAGCGUGAAAUGUUAUUUUGUUAGGACAGAAUCUUGUGCAUCAGUUGAUAAGAAGGAUCCUUACAAAUUAUCUGGCAAGUCAAUGCUUGAAGCUCGAUCUUUAUUUAUGCAGGCUCACACAUUACCCAGUUUAGACAAGUUUAUGGCUAGGUUUUCUCUAAUUUUGUCCAAAACCUUUACACUUGAUAUUGACAUGGGAUCCUUGGAUGUUCAAACAAUUGAAGAUGUGUGUUGUCAGGAUGAAAAUGGUGACAUUGUUUAUCACAAUGGGAAAGAACAGAUUCAUACUGAUGGAACUGGAUUCAUUUCUAAAGAUUUAGCUGUGCUUUGCCCUAGAAAUGUGUCCAAAGGAAUUCAUACGAAGGAUAAAAAUUUCAGGGAUAAUACAACUAUGGCUUUUGCAAAUGUGGAAUCCAGCACAUUUGAGCCACCUUUGCUGAUCCAAUGCCGUCUAUUUCACAUCGGACGUGCCAUGAAGGGCACACUUCUAAUCAACGAAAAGCUUCCUCCUCAGACGAUACAAGUUCGACCAUCAAUGAUUAAGGUUCAUGCAGAUCCAAAUUUUCUUGUGCAAAGUAUAAAUUCGAUGGAGGUAGUAGGUACAAGCAACAAACCACAGAGGUGUUAUUUGUCCCGAAAUCUGAUUGCACUUCUAAGCUAUGGAGGAGUACCAAAUGAGUUUUUUAUGGGUUUACUCAAGAGUGCUUUGGAAGAUGCAUAUUGUGUCUUCACUAACAAGCGAGCUGCAUUCAGAGUAUCUUUAAAGCAUGGUGAAAUGGAUGAUGAUUUCAAUUCAAUGAAAAUGAUUUUAUCUGGCAUCCCUCUCGAUGAGGCUUAUUUGCAGUAUCGUCUAUCUGUACUUGCAAAGGAGGAAAUAAAUGGUCUUAAAAAGGGGAGGCUUUAUAUACCUGAAUGUUACUAUCUAAUGGGCACUGCUGAUCCCACUGGAUGCCUUAAAAAGGAUCAAGUUUGUAUUAUUCUUGAAAAUGGUCAAAUUUCUGGAGAUGUAUUGGUAUAUCGGAAUCCUGGAUUACAUUUUGGGGACAUUCACAUUCUCGAAGCGACAUACGUGAAGGAGUUAGAAUCUUUUGUUGGCCAUAGCAAAUAUGCAAUAUUCUUCCCUUGUGUUGGUCCUCGCUCUUUGGCAGAUGAGAUAGCUGGAGGAGAUUUUGACGGUGACAUGUACUGGGUGUCAAAGAAUGCUGAGUUGUUGAAGUAUUUUAAAAAGAGUGAACCAUGGAUUGAAAAUCCUCCUUGCGAUGAUGUCAUCGCUUCUAAACAGCCAAGUACACUUUCAGAUGAUGAACUCCAGGAUGAACUUUUCAAGUUGUUCUUGAGAAGUCGGUUUCAACCAAGUUAUGCAAUGGGUGUUGCAGCUGAAUGUUGGAAUGCCUUUAUGGAUCGGCUGCUGACAUUGAGGGAUGACUGUCCUAUAGAAAAGCAAGAGAAAGAACGUGUCAAGGAAAAUAUGAUUAAAUUGAUUGAUCUGUAUUACUAUGCUCUGGACGCACCAAAGAAAGGCGGAAAGAAGGUAGAAGUUCCAAAAGAUUUGAGGGCGGAGAUUUACCCUCACUACAUGGAAAAGGAUAGUUCAUAUACUUCUACUUCUAUCCUCGGUUUAAUUUAUGAUGAAGUGAACAAAUGUCAAUAUGAAGACGUGAAGGAUAUUACUAAACUCCCCAUUUUGGAUGCUGAAAUACCUGAGAGCUGUCUGAACAUGUGGAGAUCAUACUAUGGCCAGUAUAGGAGCGAAAUGACUGCUGCGUUAAAUGGUUCUGACUCCACAGGCCAAAGCAAGGCUGCUAUCUACAAUAAAUAUAGAGAGAUAUUGUAUGGUGCUUCUGAGCCGAACAAGAGUCGUAAGAGUAUGGAGCAAGUCUACAAUGAGGCUUUGGCUGUGUAUCACGUUGCUUAUGACUAUGCCAAGAGUAUAGAAUCAGUAAGCAAGUGUGGCUUUGUGUGGAAGGUUGCGGGUCCAGUUCUCCUCCAGCAUUAUGCCUCUAAGCAAGAUAUAUCGGCUCUGAUGCGAGAGAUCUUUGGGUGGUGAAGGAUUCAUUGCAUUCAUAUCCUAACUAUCAUUAUUUUGUGUCCUAGCUUACUGCAUUCACCUUAUCUUUUGUUCAGAGACCUUGCUACAUUUUAAUGACUUGUCACCAUAGAGUCGUAUAUAAACUUGUUAAUUGUGUUCAGAGACAAGCUACAUCUUGCUGUUGUUUGGAUAUCUUUGUUUUAGCAUUAAUUAAAGUAAAAUCUAGGCUAAAUAACCAUAAA